Colletotrichum orchidophilum is the source of this 711-nucleotide messenger RNA. RefSeq lists its product as uncharacterized. The record is from RefSeq and is a predicted model, not a curated record. NCBI's taxonomy places the organism in Eukaryota, Fungi, Ascomycota, Sordariomycetes, Glomerellales, Glomerellaceae. The transcript is spliced from 2 exons. The coding region runs from base 1 to 711 and encodes 236 amino acids.
AUGUCAACGGAGACCUUUACGCAGAAAGCCAUGAUGAGUGCCGGCCUCUCGGGGCCGCACAACUACCACUAUCAACCCCAACACCAACAUCACCUCUACAACCCGGCACCAAGGCUUUCCGCUCUCGCCUCUCCGCACUUUUCCGCCCGGGUCCAGACUAAGCAAGCCAAGAGGCGGUCGCUGACGACGGCGCGGCAACAACCACGACAACCACAACCGCAAGCCUUACAUCCCCUGACGACAUUGCUAGCCGUGGUAUUCGAUUUCUUUCUGCGGGGCAUUCUGGAUCUCACGAGACCGCCGAGGGACCUGGUCAGGUUUACUGUGAUGGGCAUCUUCGACACCCUGUGCUGGGCGUACCACGCGCUGCCCAUGCCGCUCGCGCUCGGUCUUCUUUACUAUGGGUUCCAGAGCGUACCGGACGCGCUGCAUGGUGUCGAGCAACUGCGGGCGAUUUACAGCACGAGGCUGAGCGGCGACGCAUUUCCCGGGAGCGCAUCCGGCAUUGAGGGUCUCUAUGGGCUCGGCGAGAUGGCCCUGGUGCGAUGGGGAGAUUUGGGAGUCUGGUCGGCGUUUUACUGUCUCGCUCUGAUGACGGCGGCGUAUGCGGUCAUGGUCCUCUUGGAGAUGCGCGACUACAUCCGUGACACCUGGGCCCUCAUUGUGGACGAGGCACUCGAGGUCCAGGCGCUGCGGGCGGACGAGUGCUAG